AUGCCCGACUUCACCGACCACCUCAAACCCGCCUCGCCCUCAGGACCAGAAACAUUAUCCCACGAACGCGCCCAAUCCGACCUUCCCGUCGAAGAAUUGUCCCAACACCUCCUCUCCCGCAACGACUUCCUCCUCCGACAACAACGCAUCCUCCCCAUCCUCGAACAGGACCCUCUCUUCAACAAACUCAAACAAAGCAACCUCUCCCGCCCGGAGCGCUAUCAACUCGGCCUGGCGCGUGCGAAGAAGCUGCGACGCUAUGCCGAUCAGUAUGGCUGGGAUCGCCUCGAUCAGGAAAUGUCCACGUACCUCUGUGACGAUGUCAGUCCGUAUAUGGUCCAUGCGACCAUGUUCGAGACGACGGUGAGGGAGCAGGGCGAUGAGCGGCAGAGGGCGUAUUGGUUGCCGAAGAUCGAGGCGUGGGAGGCGAUCGGAUGUUAUGCGCAGACGGAGUUGGGCCACGGGAGCAAUGUUCGUGCGAUCGAAACGGAGGCUCGAUGGGAUCCGAGCUCGAAGACUUUCACUUUACACUCUCCCACAUUGACCGCAAGCAAGUGGUGGAAUGGCAGUAUGGGCCGCACAGCAAACCAUGCCAUCGUGGUCGCGCAGCUCUUGAUUCCUCGUCAAGAUCGUCCGGGAGAGUUCAAAAGCCAUGGACCACACCCUUUCAUUAUACAAAUCCGAGAUCUCAAGACACAUCAACCUCUCACGGGAAUCGUGGUUGGAGACAUAGGACCUAAAUAUGGAUAUGCUCCCAUGGAUAAUGGUUACAUGUUGUUUGAUCAUCUCCAAGUCCCUCAUUCGGCAAUGCUUUCUAAUUACUCCCGAGUCGAUGUCAACACUGGAACUUACACCAAGCCUUCGAAUCCAGCUGUGGUUUAUGGAAGUCUAACAGCCGUGCGAGCAGCAAUCAUCAUGCACGCACGUCUGAUCAUCGCACGGGCUGUGACGAUCGCUGUACGAUAUACAUGCGUGCGAAAACAAUUUCGAGAUCGGGACAGUCGGGAUCCCUCAUCGCCCGAACUCUCCGUGCUCGACUACUCGACGGUACAGAUUCGAAUUCUUCCUCUACUUGCUACUGCUUUUGCGUUCCACUACACCGGCGAGGCCAUGUACAACCUAUACACCAACACACGAGCAAACAUCAGCCAGGGCGAUUUCAGCAAGUUGACAAUCCUGCAUGCGCAGUCGUCCGGCUUGAAAAGCUAUUGCACCGAAAUCGCCGCGAACAGCAUCGAGACGUGUCGUCGUGCUAUGGGCGGGCAUGGCUUCGGUGGAGCCAGUGGUUUCAUCCAGCUCAACAACGACUAUCUUUCGAAGCCGACCGUGGAAGGCGAUAACUGGAUGAUCACGCAGCAAACAGCCAGCUAUCUGAUCAAACGCAUGGAAGCAGCCGUCAAAAACGAAGGUCCCGCACAGGAUGAAAUGGAAGCCUCCUGUCGCUCGUGGCUGCUUCACGAGCAGAAGGAUCCCAAACCAUAUGCCAUCUUUGACGAUGAUGAGGCUCUAGUCCAGGCCUUCCGCCGUCGAUCCCGCUAUCUAACAUAUCAAGCGCACGUCCAACGCAACGUCCAAAAGCGCGAGUGGAACAGCAUCCUCGUCCUCCUCCGACAGAUCAGCCACGCGGAAUCCCAACACCUCCUCGUCUCCAACUUCCACGCCGCGCUCACCUCCGACUCCCUCUCGCCGACGCUCCGUCAACACCUGACCCUCCAAUUCCGCCUCUUCGCCUAUACAACCCUCGAGACCUCCGCGCGCGACUUCUCCAAAUCAUCCGCCGUCUCCGAAUCAGACCUCGACUUCUUGCCCACAAAGAUCCAGGAAACAAUGCAAUCGAUCCGGCCGCACGCGGUGCGUUUGGUGGAUGCCUGGAAAAUCCCGGAUUUCCUGUUGGAUUCUGCCCUGGGGAGGUAUGACGGGAGGGUCUAUGAGGACCUGUUCGAUCGCGCGCAUCGGAGGAAUCCGCUGAAUGAAGUCACGUUUGACCCGGAUUAUCGGAGGGAGGAUGUUGUGAUGGGAGAUGGAGGAGAGGGGCUCAGGAGGCUUUUGGCGAAACUGUAA
This is a messenger RNA of Dissoconium aciculare CBS 342.82, 2061 nucleotides long. RefSeq names its product acyl-CoA oxidase. The record is from RefSeq and is a predicted model, not a curated record. The coding region runs from base 1 to 2061 and encodes 686 amino acids. Gene Ontology annotation, biological process: lipid homeostasis; fatty acid beta-oxidation using acyl-CoA oxidase. The transcript is spliced from 2 exons. NCBI's taxonomy places the organism in Eukaryota, Fungi, Ascomycota, Dothideomycetes, Mycosphaerellales, Dissoconiaceae. Gene Ontology annotation, molecular function: acyl-CoA oxidase activity; fatty acid binding; FAD binding. Gene Ontology annotation, cellular component: peroxisome.